AUGAAAUCCACCAAUUUGUAAUUUUUAUUCAGUCUUGAUGUCCACGCAAUUACUUGGUCUCGAGAAACACAUGGUCUUUUCGAUUACGAGUCACGAACUGUCCACAAAUCAGAUUUCAAAAUUAAAAAAUCAGUAGUAAUCAAUAGAAACGGACACAAUUGCUUUCUAUGCGACCACCAACCCAAAGAAACGAAUUACGACAGCUCAGUUCCUCUGCUUGGGGUCAAAGUCCAUAACCAGGAAUUUAUAGCUUAUCAAGCAAGUGAAAACUCGAGCGAAAAAAUGUGACUUGUUGUAAAAUACAUGAAAAUGAACGGAUCCAAGGGCAUUACAUUGCAUGAAGGUGACUGACUCAAACUUGGAAGGGUAAGGCUCAGGGUCAAAAAAAUUUUUAUUUAUAACAGCGCUAGUGGAGAAAACAACGAAAUCCAGGGGAUCCCUAAAUAUCUUGAAGGGCUGAACACAGAGUGCAGGUCAGUAGAUGAUGGGGCUGAAGAAAACAAAGAAAACACAGAAAAAGCAGCAUGCAGAAUCUGUCUCUUCGACACGUCCACAAAAGAAGACCCUUUGAUAUCCCCUUGCAAGUGCUCUGGGACUAUGAAGUCUGUCCAUGUAAACUGCCUUAAAGAAUGACUAAAAAAUAAAGUAGAAACCAGGCUAUCAGAGAAAGCCACCUCAUAUUGCUGAAAAGACCUGUCAUGUGAGCUCUGCAAAAACCCAUUGCCUUCAAGCAUUUUAGUAGAUGGAGAAAAAGUUGAAUUAAUUAGCAUGUCGUACCCCCAGUCAUCUUAUAUAUUAUUCGAAGAUUAUCGGCCUGAAUCAAGACAAAGCUACGGAAUUCACCUUGUUUCUAUUCCUAAUGGCCAAUGUGCAGUUCUUGGACGUGGCCACGAAUGCGAUAUAAAACUGAGUGAUAUUUCUGUCAGCCGCACACACUCAAGAAUUAGAUUUCUUAAUAAUUCGUUUAUCCUUGAAGACAAAAGCAGCAAAUUCGGGACUCUUUUGCAGCUGAAACGAGCAAUCCAGCUGAACUCAUAUAAGGAACUGACGAUCCAAGUCAACAGAACCAUUUUUCACCUAUCGGUGAAGGAGCCAUGGACAGUGGCGAGGUUCUGCUGUCCUUGUAUGGCGAAAAGAGUGGUGCCAAUUAAUGUGAUUUCGGACUUAACAGAAGACGGAUUUCCUGAGCCAGAGCCAGAUGAAGCUGAAGAGAGAGAGGAUAUCCCUUCUCCAGUGACGAUGGCCAGAGAAGAUAGCUCUCCUCAAAGAAUAAGAGAGGACAGCUUUCAUUUAUUGGUGCCUCCAGUCAUGCAAAAUAUUAGAUCUGAAAUGAUGAUUGUACCGAAUGAAGAGUUAAAAGAAGACUUUUAA
Messenger RNA from Blepharisma stoltei, 1371 nucleotides. NCBI's taxonomy places the organism in Eukaryota, Ciliophora, Heterotrichea, Heterotrichida, Blepharismidae. The record is from the annotation of a GenBank genome assembly.